AUGAGUGGCCCGGGCGCUUCAGCCCUACCGCACGGUCUGAUUGGUCUUCCAACUGGCUGGGAAGUCAGGCACUCAAACACGAAGAGCCUUCCCUACUACUUCAACCCCGCUACGAAAGAGUCGCGCUGGGAGCCCCCCGCAGAGACCGACACGGAAAAGCUCAAGGUCUACAUGGCAACCCACCACAGCACACCGGCGGCGCGUGGUGACCUGGCCGGCCAGAGUGAUGGGAAAAUCCGCUGCAGCCAUCUGCUCGUCAAGCAUAGAGAUAGCAGACGGCCCAGCAGCUGGAGGGAGGCCGAGAUCACACGGUCAAAAGAGGAGGCCAUUGAGAUCCUUCGCGGCCAUGAGCAGCGUAUCCAGUCUGGCGAAGUCAGUCUGGGAGAUGUCGCUGUGUCGGAGUCUGACUGCAGCAGUGCUCGGAAGAAGGGCGAUCUGGGGUUCUUCGGACGCGGUGAGAUGCAAAAGGAGUUCGAAGACGCUGCGUUUGCUCUCCAGCCCGGUCAAGUAAGCGGAAUUGUUGACACAGCGUCGGGGGUCCACCUUAUUGAGCGUGUGCAGUAGCCAAAAUGGAGGAAUACCCUUUCUUUCGACGGAGAUUAGUGUCUUGACAAGAUCAGAAUUGCAUGCUAUAUGUCUGCGUUCUCAAUCAAUUAUCCCGCCAUGAGUAUAUAGCUAUUUGCUAUUAUGGAAAUGUUUACAUCAGGAUUAAUAUAGUCAACAGACACAAAAUCGAACUCUUGUUUGAAA
This is a messenger RNA of Penicilliopsis zonata CBS 506.65, 750 nucleotides long. RefSeq lists its product as hypothetical. The record is from RefSeq and is a predicted model, not a curated record. Bases 1 to 564 code for a protein of 187 amino acids. Gene Ontology annotation, cellular component: nucleus; cytosol. Gene Ontology annotation, molecular function: peptidyl-prolyl cis-trans isomerase activity; protein binding. NCBI's taxonomy places the organism in Eukaryota, Fungi, Ascomycota, Eurotiomycetes, Eurotiales, Aspergillaceae. The transcript has 4 exons.